ACGAAACAAAGAAAGCCGGAACAGAAAAAAGAGUUCUGCUGCCAAAACAGAGGAGGGGGCUUAAAUCUCUUCUUUCAAAAGAUUUCUUCUUGUUGAAGGGUUUAAGCUUUCUCAUUUUUCUAUUUAUCAAAGAUCAUUUUUUUUAAAAAAAAUAUUUUUCAUUGUUUAGAAGCAUACAUCCAUACAAGUUGCACUGAAAGAAAGGGAAAGAAGUUGAGGAAUUCUUGUCGCUGAAUUGAAUGGUCGUUGCUGAAGGAAUUGGAAGUGGAUCCAUAAGCAACCCAAGUCUCUGAUCUGAUCUCAGUGAAAAUGGCUGUUGCUAUCAGUCAUGCGGUUGGAUCUCUUGUUUGGAUGGAAGAUCCUGAUGAAGCUUGGAUAGAUGGUGAAGUAGUGAAGGUUGAUGGUGAAGAAAUUAAAGUCCUCUGCACUUCGGGGAAGACGGUUGUUGUUAAAGCUUCCAAUGUCUAUCCCAAAGACCCUGAAGCUCCACCGUGUGGAGUGGAUGACAUGACAAAGCUGGCUUAUUUGCAUGAACCAGGAGUCCUUGACAAUCUAAGAUCAAGAUAUGAUAUCAAUGAGAUAUACACUUACACGGGGAAUAUAUUGAUCGCUGUGAAUCCUUUUAGAAGACUACCGCAUCUUUAUGAUAGCCAUAUGAUGGCUCAGUAUAAAGGGGCAGCCUUCGGUGAGCUGAGUCCACAUCCUUUUGCUGUUGCAGAUGCUGCAUACCGACUUAUGAUUAAUGAGGGAAAAAGUCAGGCAAUAUUGGUUAGUGGAGAAAGUGGGGCUGGUAAAACAGAAAGCACAAAAUUACUCAUGGCAUAUCUUGCUUACAUGGGAGGGAGAGCUGCUGCUGAGGGGAGGACUGUUGAGCAGCAAGUCCUGGAGUCCAAUCCUGUUCUGGAAGCCUUCGGUAAUGCCAAGACUGUUCGAAACAAUAACUCGAGUCGUUUUGGUAAGUUCGUGGAGAUCCAAUUUGACAAGAAGGGAAGAAUUUCGGGAGCUGCUAUCAGAACUUAUUUGCUUGAAAGGUCACGUGUAUGCCAGUUGUCUGAUCCUGAGAGAAAUUAUCACUGUUUCUACAUGCUUUGUGCUGCACCACCAGAGGAUGUCAAGAGGUACAAAUUGGAAAACCCUACAACAUUUCAUUAUCUGAAUCAAUCAAAUUGCUAUAAGUUGGAUGGGAUUGAUGAUUCAAAGGAAUACAUCGCAACAAGGAGGGCAAUGGAAGUUGUUGGAAUAAGUGUUGGUGAGCAGGAUGCAAUAUUUCGUGUUGUGGCUGCAAUUCUGCAUCUUGGGAAUGUUGAAUUUGCAAAAGGGAAGGAAACAGACUCAUCCAUACCCAAAGAUGAAAAAUCUCGGUUCCAUCUAAGAACUGCUGCUGAGCUUUUCAUGUGUGAUGCAAAGGCACUAGAAGAUUCUCUUUGCAAACGUGUAAUUGUUACCCGUGAUGAAACCAUAACAAAAUGUCUGGAUCCAGAUUCUGCAGCUGUCAGUAGAGAUGCUUUGGCUAAAAUUGUGUAUGCGAGGUUGUUUGACUGGCUUGUGGAUAAGAUUAAUAGUUCAAUUGGUCAAGACCCUGAGUCAAAGUUCUUAAUUGGGGUGCUGGAUAUAUAUGGUUUUGAGAGUUUCAAGACAAACAGUUUUGAGCAAUUUUGCAUCAAUCUCACAAACGAGAAGCUUCAGCAACAUUUCAAUCAGCAUGUUUUCAAAAUGGAGCAAGAAGAAUAUACAAAAGAAGAAAUUGAUUGGAGUUACAUUGAGUUUGUUGAUAAUCAAGAUAUUCUUGAUCUCAUUGAAAAGAAACCGGGUGGCAUUAUUGCUCUUCUGGAUGAAGCUUGUAUGUUUCCAAGAUCAACACAUGAAACAUUUGCCCAAAAGCUGUAUCAGACAUUCAAAAACCAUAAUCGCUUCACGAAGCCAAAAUUAUCACGUAGUGACUUCACAAUUUGCCAUUACGCUGGCGAUGUCACUUAUCAAACAGAACUGUUCCUGGACAAGAACAAGGACUAUGUUGUUGCUGAACAUCAGGGGCUCUUGAGUGCUUCCAGAUGCUCCUUUGUGGCGGGUUUAUUUCCACCUUCAGCUGAGGAUUCAUCCAAAUCAUCAAAGUUCUCUUCAAUUGGUUCACGGUUUAAGCAACAAUUGCAAGCGCUGCUUGAAACUCUCAGCACGACUGAGCCGCAUUACAUUCGUUGUGUAAAACCCAAUAAUCUUCUUAAGCCAUCAAUCUUUGAGAAUAAAAAUGUUCUUCAACAACUACGUUGUGGGGGAGUCAUGGAGGCAAUUAGGAUAAGCUGUGCUGGAUUUCCCACUAGAAAACCCUUUGUUGAAUUUGUAGAUAGAUUUGGCCUGCUUGCACCUGAAGUUUUGGAUGGGAGUUCUGAUGAGAUCAUUGCUUGUAAGAGGCUUCUAGAGAAGGUGGGACUUAAAGGCUAUCAGAUUGGUAAAACAAAAAUUUUCCUUAGGGCUGGUCAGAUGGCAGAACUAGAUGCCCAUAGAAGUGAGGUCUUAGGAAGAUCAGCUAGCAUUAUUCAGAGGAAAGUCCGUUCUUAUUUAGCCCGUAAAAGUUUUGUCUUGCUCCGUCGGUCUGUUAUACAAAUUCAAGCUGCAUGCAGAGGACAACUUACUCGGCAAAUUUACGAGGGCAUGCGAAGAGAAGCUUCUUCUAUGAUGAUCCAGAGAGACUUGCGGAUGUUUCUUGCUAGGAAAGCUUACAAAGAAUUGCAUUCCUCCGCUGUUUCUAUUCAGACAGGAAUGCGUGGAAUGGCUGCUCGUAUUGAGCUACGCUUCAGAAGGCAGACUAGAGCUGCAAUUAUUCUUCAGAGCCAGUGUCGCAAAUUCUUGGCACGGCUGCAUUAUAUGGAGAUAAAGAAAGCAGCAAUUACAACACAGUGUGCAUGGAGAGGAAGAGUUGCUCGAAAAGAACUACGGAAUCUUAAGAUGGCUGCAAGGGAAACUGGUGCUCUCCAAGCUGCCAAAAAUAAACUGGAAAAGCAAGUUGAAGAACUGACAUGGAGAUUACAGCUGGAGAAACGCAUGAGGGCUGACAUGGAAGAGGCUAAAACACAAGAAAACGAGAAACUACAUUCUACUUUGCAAGAGAUGCAGCUUCAGUUUAAGGAAACUAAAACAAUGCUUGAGAAAGAAUGUGAGGCUGCAAAAAGGGCAGCAGAGAAAGUCCCUGUCAUACAAGAGGUUCCAGUUGUUGACCAUGUAAUGAUGGAGAAGCUUAGCAGUGAAAAUGAAAAGCUCAAGGCCAUGGUUAGUUCACUGGAAAUGAAAAUUGAUGAAACGGAGAAAAAAUAUGAAGAAGCAAGCAAAAUUAGUGAAGAGAGAUUGAAGCAAGCUUUGGAUGCAGAAACAAAAAUAAUUCAGCUAAAGACUGCUAUGCAGAGGCUUGAAGAAAAAUUUUCUGACAUUGAGUCUGAAAACAAAAUUCUUCGGCAGCAAGGAUUGGUAACACCUGUAAAAAAGACAUCAGACAAUCUACAGACUCCAGCAACUCAAAGAUUGGAAAAUGGUCAUCAUGUGAGUGAAGAGAGCAAAGCCAAUGAACCCCAUAGUGCAACACCUGCUAAGAAGUUUGGGACAGAAUCUGAUAGCAAGUUCAGGAGAUCCCUUGUUGAACGUCAACAUGAGAAUGUUGAUGCUCUUAUUAGCUGUGUUAUGAAAAACAUUGGGUUCAGUCAUGGGAAGCCUGUUGCAGCAUUUACCAUCUACAAAUGCCUUCUACACUGGAAAUCUUUUGAAGCCGAAAGGACUAGUGUAUUUGAUCGUCUCAUCCAGAUGAUUGGUUCUGCCAUCGAGGAUCAAGAUGAGAAUAAGGAUAUGGCUUAUUGGUUAUCAAAUACAUCUACUUUAUUGUUCUUGCUCCAAAGAAGUCUGAAGGGUGCUGGUUCAAGUGGUGCAACUCCACAUCGAAAGCCACCUGCUCCAACAUCCAUCUUUGGGAGGAUGGCCAUGGGUUUUCGCUCAUCCCCUUCUUCUGCCAAUCUUCCUGUUCCUGCACUUGAUGUAGUCCGAGAGGUUGAAGCUAAAUACCCAGCUUUGCUUUUCAAGCAACAGCUCACAGCCUAUGUGGAGAAAAUCUAUGGAAUUAUUCGAGACAACUUGAAGAAGGAGAUUUCAUCUUUUCUUUCAUUAUGUAUCCAGGCACCAAGAACAUCAAAGGGAGUACUAAGAUCUGGGCGGUCUUUCGGGAAAGAUUCUCCAUCGACUUACUGGCAGAGCAUUAUUGAGACCCUCAAUACUUUCCUCGAUACACUGAAAGAAAAUUUCGUGCCUCCAAUUCUUGUCCAGAAGAUCUUCACUCAGACUUUCUCAUAUAUCAACGUACAACUCUUUAAUAGCCUUCUUCUGCGUCGCGAGUGUUGUACAUUCAGCAAUGGGGAAUAUGUGAAAUCUGGGUUAGCCGAGUUGGAGCUAUGGUGCUGCCAAGCGAAAGAACAGUACGCAGGCUCAUCAUGGGAUGAACUUAAGCACAUAAGACAGUCCGUUGGUUUCUUGGUCAUACAUCAAAAAUAUAGAAUUUCCUAUGAUGAAAUCACCCAUGACCUCUGCCCUAUCUUAAGUGUUCAGCAGUUGUAUAGAAUCUGUGUUCUCUACAAGGAUGACAACUAUAAUACUCGAAGUGUGUCUCCAGAUGUCAUCUCCAGCAUGAGGGUACUUAUGACUGAGGACUCCAGUGAUGCUGGGAGCAAUUCCUACUUGUUGGAUGACAAUUCUGGCAUCCCCUUCUCGGUUGAUGACCUCUCUACUUCUCUGCAAGAGAAGGAUUUCUCCGAAGUCAAACCAGCAGAUGACCUUCUUGAGAAUCUAGCCUUCCAAUUUUUACAUGAGUAAGGCUAAAGAAGCUCAAGCGUGCAUUUCGCGUGUUUCGUCCCAGCAGGCAGUGCGUUUCUAAUUCUUCGGUCAUUUGCCGUGGUGGUUGUAAAUCCUAUAGCCUUUUCACUUGUUCUUUUUUUUCUUCUUCUUAUUUUUCCCUAUUUCCAAGUCCCCAUCAAAAAAUUAUUUUUUUAUUCAUUUAUUUUAGCAUUCAAAUUGUACAAUUUUCUUAGUUGAAAGGGGCAAGGAUGUAUCUUUGUUUUUGGCUGUGUGCAUUCUGUCUGGUUUCGUUUUUCUGUCAUUUGGCAG
Molecule: messenger RNA, 5136 nt
Organism: Corylus avellana
Lineage: Eukaryota; Viridiplantae; Streptophyta; Magnoliopsida; Fagales; Betulaceae
Product: myosin-6
Biological process (GO): actin filament organization
Cellular component (GO): actin cytoskeleton; myosin complex; membrane
Molecular function (GO): microfilament motor activity; actin filament binding; ATP binding
Source: RefSeq, a predicted model, not a curated record